Messenger RNA from Fulvia fulva, 345 nucleotides. RefSeq names its product Long chronological lifespan protein 2. The record is from RefSeq and is a predicted model, not a curated record. The coding region runs from base 1 to 345 and encodes 114 amino acids. NCBI's taxonomy places the organism in Eukaryota, Fungi, Ascomycota, Dothideomycetes, Mycosphaerellales, Mycosphaerellaceae. The transcript has 2 exons.
AUGAAGCUCCUCGCCCUCCUCCUGACGCUCACCUCGCUCGCCAGCGCCCAAUUCUUCAACUUCGGUAACAUGUUCGGCCAACAGCAACAACAGCAAGAACCCCAAAACAUGCCCUCGGACUCGGUGUGGUAUGAACAACAAUACGAAAGUGCCCGCUGCGACAAAUACCUCUGCCCUCAUACCCUCAGUUGCGUGCACUUCCCUCAUCACUGUCCCUGCGCAUUCCCGGACCAGGAAGAUAAAGUCGAAUUUGGCGAAGGGAGCAUGGCAUGUGUAAGCAAAGGAGGCUACAAAGCUGGAGAGGCACAGAGGAAGAUCGAGUUGGCGAGGAAAGGGUUGCUUUGA